Molecule: messenger RNA, 1975 nt
Organism: Syngnathus typhle (broad-nosed pipefish)
Lineage: Eukaryota; Metazoa; Chordata; Actinopteri; Syngnathiformes; Syngnathidae
Gene: brd7
Product: bromodomain containing 7
Exons: 17
Coding region: 83-1891 (602 amino acids)
Biological process (GO): regulation of transcription by RNA polymerase II
Cellular component (GO): nucleus
Source: RefSeq, a predicted model, not a curated record
CGAGGGCUCAGGACUUCCUGUUUGCUGUCAGAAGAAAGUUGCUGGUGGGUGGUGACGAAAUUGCCUGAGCAAAAUACAAACAAUGGGAAAGAAACACAAGAAACACAAGUCGGAUAAACACGCAUAUGAAGAAUAUGCAGAGAGACCACUCAAGCUGGUCCUAAAGGUCUCCGGCAAUGAGGUGACCACUGGGAGCUCCAGCCGCGACACUUUUUAUGAUGACCAGUCGCCGGACUGCGAUAAGACCAAAGACAAGAAGAAGAAGAAAAAGAAGGACAAAGAGAGGAACUGUGGAACACCCGACAGCGACAAAGGAAAGAAGAAGGUGAUCAAAAAGAAGAAGGGCCAAGAUGGGGAUGGGGAAGACGAACGGGAAAACUGCAGGACUCCCAUCCGAUCUGAGCUGGAUAAACUGGAAGCAGAAAAAGAACAAACUCCUCUACAGGAAGCGUUGAACCAGCUGAUCAGACAGCUCCAAAGGAAAGAUCCCAGCGCGUUUUUUACCUUCCCCGUGACGGAUCUGAUUGCUCCGGGCUACUCGGCCGUCAUCAGGCAGCCAAUGGACUUCAGCACCAUGAAAGACAAAGUCAAGAAACAAUGCUACACUUCUUUGGACGAGCUCAAGAUGGACUUCAGGACAGUGUGCGAGAACGCCAUGGCCUACAACAAGCCCGAAACCAUCUACCACAAAGCCGCUCGCAAGCUGUUGCACUCGGGCAUGAAGAUCCUCAGCAAGGAGCGUCUGGAGAGCCUAAAGCAGAGCAUUGAGUUCAUGUCCGGUCUGAGUCCGUCUGACAAGGCCACCGGGAAGUUUCAGGUUCAAGGGCUGCCCUGCUUGGUGACCAAAAGAGAAGCCAGCACAGAGAGCAGCGAGCGCUCGCAGACACCAGGCACACCCAGACCAGACAAGGACGCCAAAGAAGAAGAAGCGGAAAAAGAGCUGGCGGAAAUCCGCAAGGUCAUCGAAGAGUCUGGGGGGAAACUGUCCAACCGAGUGCUGCAGUGCGACUUGGAGUUUCGCAGACAGAGGCAGUGUGAUGGCUCCACCACUCUGGCUUUUGUCAACCCAGCCGAUCCUUCUGCUGGAGAAGCGGGAUAUUGCUCCGUCAAACUGGGCAUGAUGUCCACCCGUCUGCAAAGCGGCGUUAACUGCCUCCAGGGCUUCCGGGAGGACAAGAGAAACCGCGUCACACCAGUGUGCUACAUGAACUACGGGCCGUUCACGUCUUACGCGCCCGCCUACGACUCCAGCUUCUCCAAUGUUAGCAAGGACGACUCAGACCUCAUCUACAGCCUCUACGGGGACGAGUCCAGCCUCCAGGGCUCGGACAGCUUGUCAGAGUUUCUGUCCAAGUCGGAUGAGUACGUCUACAAAAUGGCCGAUAACCUUCUGGAUGCCCUGACCAACGGCGAGCAUUCAAAAACGCUGAAGGAGACGGAAUCACAGGUGGAGGAGCUGUCACAAGAGGACAAAGCUGACACAGAAGCAUUCCAACCGGACACAGGCUGCAGUAAAACGGAGCCUCUCGCUGCAGACGAGCUCCCUGGAGCAGACGUGCAGCAGAAAUUGGACGAGACCACGCGGCUACUCCGAGAGCUGCAUGAAGCACAGAGGGAACGUCUGAGUGCCAAACAACCGCCCAACAUGAUUUGCCUGCUGGCGCCCAGCACCAAGGAGCUGGAUCUGGCCGAGAAGGUGACGGGCAACCUGGCCGAGUUGGCCGGCCAAGUGGCACCACGCGACAUCAGCAGCGUUUGGGCCAUUAGGAAGGCCAUGGGCAUUGCGCUUCCUCCUGAGAACCUCAUUGACCUCACCACAGUGCGUGAGACGAUUGAACCCAUGGAGACCUCGCCAAGUUGUCAGGAUGCACUGCCGGUCACUGCUGUUUAGUAACUUCAAAAAUGUUUUUUUUUUUUUGUACAAAAACAGAAAAUACUCAUUGUGUGACAUUCAAUAAACUGUUUUUAAUUAAUA